CGAUUGUUCUCAAUCCGCCACACACUCUCUCUUUCAACAACUCCAACACGAGCACAAUGAAACAUGCUCUAGUCAUUCUUUAAAAGGGCAACCCCCGCCGCGCUCGUGUUCGUUCCAUCCUGAAACAUUCAUCCCCUAUUCCUUCGCCACUACGGAACAGAGUAUAUUACCACGCCUACAACCCCCCACAUCCACAUUCCGGGCCAGAGCUCCAAGUAAUCCUCAUUCCCUCUCUUCAAAAUGGCCGACGCAACAACCUCCAGCUCUCAAGCUACCCCCGGCGACCCAAACAUCUCCUGGCCAAUCGAGCGUCUCGCACACACCACCGAUUCCGAAUGGCACCCGUCCUUCUCAAACCAGCGCCGCGGCUCAAACGCAAGCUCCAGCUCGAGCUCCUCCUCCCAGCCAGACCUCGAUCGAUCUAACUAUCCCGAUGGCACAAAGUCGCUAUCAGGCAUCUCCCUCCGCGCCUUCUUACUGGGCACCACCCUCGGCGCAACAAGCAUCCUCACAAUCCUCCUAACCACGAUCUCGCCGACCCCGUUCUGGCGCGUACCGUUCUUCGUCGCUGCGCUGAGCCUCUUCCAUUUCCUUGAAUAUUACGUCACGGCGCGGUAUAACACUCGCUAUGCAUCGGUGGGUGCAUUCCUUCUCACCUCGAAUGGAUGGGCAUAUAACGUGGCGCACGGGUCUGCCAUUGUGGAGUGUAUCGUGGCGCAUUUCUUUUGGCCGGAGGCUAGUCGGGUGGGACGGUUGCUCUCGUUCACAGUGCCGGUCUUUGGAACAUCGGUGUCGUUGUUGCUGGUGGUUGGAUUUGUCUUGAUAAUCGUGGGUCAGAUCGUGAGGACGAUGGCUAUGGCUCAGGCCGCGAGUAACUUCAACCAUCAUGUUCAGUCGGAGCACCAGGAGGGUCAUGUCUUGGUCAAGACCGGGUUGUAUGGAUAUCUUCGGCAUCCCAGCUACUUUGGUUUCUUCUGGUGGGGAUUGGGAACGCAGUUGGUACUGGGGAAUGUGGUGUGCUUUGUUGGAUAUACCCUCGUGCUGUGGAGGUUCUUUUCGACUCGUAUUAAGCGAGAAGAAUCGUUUUUGAUCCAAUUCUUCGGCGCUGAAUAUCUUCAGUACCGACAGGAUACCCCGGUUGGUAUCCCCUUGAUUCGCUAAUUAGAGACAACUGCGGCGUCAUUUCGGCCUUGCUACUUGCUCGAAUCUCAUAUAAACAGUUGAAAAAUGAACCUUCUGUAGACAUUC
Molecule: messenger RNA, 1248 nt
Organism: Penicillium subrubescens
Lineage: Eukaryota; Fungi; Ascomycota; Eurotiomycetes; Eurotiales; Aspergillaceae
Product: protein-S-isoprenylcysteine carboxyl O-methyltransferase
Exons: 2
Coding region: 241-1161 (306 amino acids)
Biological process (GO): C-terminal protein methylation
Cellular component (GO): membrane; endoplasmic reticulum
Molecular function (GO): protein C-terminal S-isoprenylcysteine carboxyl O-methyltransferase activity
Source: RefSeq, a predicted model, not a curated record